This is a messenger RNA of Penicillium digitatum Pd1, 6075 nucleotides long. Its product is annotated as putative Fatty acid synthase subunit beta. NCBI's taxonomy places the organism in Eukaryota, Fungi, Ascomycota, Eurotiomycetes, Eurotiales, Aspergillaceae. Gene Ontology annotation, molecular function: fatty acid synthase activity; [acyl-carrier-protein] S-acetyltransferase activity; [acyl-carrier-protein] S-malonyltransferase activity. Gene Ontology annotation, biological process: long-chain fatty acid biosynthetic process. The record is from RefSeq and is a predicted model, not a curated record. Gene Ontology annotation, cellular component: fatty acid synthase complex.
AUGAAUCGCAGGGGUCGGGAGCUUGUAGAGCAGUUCGUUUCAACGGCGCCAACGUUGGAGCCCUCAUCUGCCCUGGAACUGUGCUGCCUGUUCAUGCACUAUGUGAUGCAUGAGGCCAUACAAGAUCGAGGUGACCUGGAAAUGAAAAUUCUCCAGCAUGUGUUAAACACGGUCCAUGUCGAUCUCCUCCAGAAUGAGAAUAUCCACGCUGUCCUGUCGGAAAUGAACCAGGACAAGAGCCGACACCAAUGCAUCCUGCAAGCUUAUUUCCAAGCAUGCAAAGAAACGAGAUCGUCGGGAUUUGUGGGGACUAGUAGCCUCUUUUCUGAUGUCGACAACGGCCAUGCGCAAAUCUUUGCCCUGUUUAAUGGACAAGGCGUGGAAUCAUAUUUUGACGAGCUCCUGGCCGCCUACGACAUAUACCAUCCUCAAAUAGCUUCUAUAAUUGGCGCCGUGUCGGAAUCUCUCAAACACCUGGCACAUGACGAUCGAUUUAAAGCUAUGUUCCCACGCGGAUUGGAUGUGGACCAAUGGCUCCGCAUGCCAGAGUCUCGUCCAAAUGCCCAUUACCUCACCUGCGCCCCCAUAAGCUUCCCGCUCGUCGGCCUCUCACAAUUUGUGCAGUAUGCCAUCGCAUGCAUAAAUCUAGGUCUCUCCCCAGGAGAGGUACGGCAUGUGUUCGCUGGCGCAAUAGGCCACUCCCAAGGCAUCGUGGUAGCCGCCUUCGUGGCCGCCGCCGAUUCAUGGGAUUCUCUCUGCAAUGCAGCCCAGCAGGCGAUUAAAAUGCUUUUCUGGAUUGGCUGUAGAUGUCAGCAGCAGAUUCACGACAUUCAUCCAGCAUCUGUCGUGUCCAGUUGCAUGCUUAGCAUCAAGGGUCUUUCCCAGACUGAUGUCCAGCGACACUUGGACGAACUCAACCUCUGCCUACCCGCAGAAGAGGCAGUGUACCUUGCCUUGGUAAAUGGACCAGAGCAGCUCGUCGUCGCAGGACUGCCGCUUUCACUGCGGGCACUAGACCAGAAAAUCAGUCAAGGCCAGACUCAAGCCAAGUCCACGAAAGUUUCUUCGGGCCGUGUCCCCUUCAGUCAAAGCCAUCCUGUAGCCCACACUCGAUUUUUGGCCAUUACAGCACCGUUCCAUUCGCCAUAUCUUCAAGAUGCGGAGUCUCAACUCUUGAGGGACCUUGCUGACGUCUCCCUCUCCGGCUCGCAGUUGGCAUUCCCCGUGUUUCACACGGAAACCGCCCAAAAUCUGCAGAAAACUGGUGAUAUUGUCCCCCAUCUGAUAGAAAUGAUCUGCACCAGACGUGUACAGUUUGAAAAGGUUGUGGGUACCACCCUGGCCGGAGUGACGCAUGUCCUCGACUUCGGUCCUGGCGGCGAGGUUGGCAUUGGAAGCCUGGUAAAUCACCAGAGAGAGGGCACAGGCCUGCGCACAUUGAUCCUCAGCACUACCCUGGGGGUCGCUAGUAGUCACAACUCCACGCUGGGGUCUGAGAGUGAGCUGUACACCCAAAACGGACCAGUCAUUUACAACCCUGCCUGGGACGCCGAGUUCACACCGCGCCUCAUGCGUUCCGUUUGGGAGUCUCGACACCUGGUCGACACCAAGUUUAGCCGGCUAUUAGGCGUCCCUCCAGUGAUGGUUGCUGGAAUGACCCCGACUACCACCGCAUCGGAAUUUGUAGCUGCUAUCAUGAACGCUGGCUAUCAUGUUGAGCUGGCCUGUGGAGGAUUCCCGGAUCGCAACAGCAUGCACCAGGGUAUCCUGGCAACCGCGGCAGCAAUAGCCCCGGGCCGUGGCAUUACAUGCAACGUCAUAUACGCCAAUCCUCGAGCUAUGGCGUGGCAAAUUCCCUUACUGAUUGAGCUAAGAAAGUCGGGUAUCCCCAUCACAGGUUUAACCAUCGGUGCUGGUAUUCCCUCGCUGGAGAUUGUCCGGGGGUACCUGACCGACAUGUCACUCACCCAUCUGGCUCUCAAACCAGGCUCUAAAGACGCCAUCGAUGGUGUUUUGGCAAUUGCCCAGGCAAACCCCACAUGUCCAAUCAUCUUACAGUGGACAGGUGGUCGGGGUGGUGGACAUCAUUCCUCUGAAGACUUCCAUGAGCCGCUUCUAGACCGAUAUGGACAGAUCCGAUCUCAUCGAAAUGUGAUUCUCGUUGUCGGGAGUGGGUUUGGUAAUGCCGAGGAAACCUAUCCCUACUUAACGGGUACCUGGUCCCACCAGUUCGGUCGUGCACCUAUGCCGGUGGAUGCCAUCCUGCUAGGUAGCCGUGUGAUGGCGGCUAAGGAAGCUCAGACCAGCGAGGAUGUGAAGAGGCUCAUAUGCAGCACUCCAGGUGUCAGCAACAAAGAUUGGGAGCAAACGUACGAGCGUCCAACCGGAGGAAUCAUCAGCGUGCGAUCCGAGAUGGGCGAGCCGAUUCACAAGUUGGCCACACGCGGCGUCAUGUUAUGGGCCGAGUUGGACAAGUCAAUCUUCUCCUUACCACGGGGUGAACAAAAAGCUGCUCUGCUCGCACGAAAGCCUUAUAUCGUCAAGCGUCUCAAUGAUGAUUUCCAAAAGGUCUGGUUCGGGCGAGAUGUAAAUGGCGCAACUGUCGAUCUGCACGAAAUGACCUACGCUGAAGUGUGGGACCGCAUGAUCGACUUGUUGUAUAUGAAAGGAACUCAAGAGUGGAUUGAUCCUUCAUGGCAGGCCCUGGUAUGGGAUUACACUCGCAGGUUAGAGGAGAGACUAGGGAAGAAGCAGCGCCGCCUCCUCCAACGCACAGACCAACUAGACCAGCCCCGGCAGUUCCGAGACCUGCUAUUUUCGGAAUACCCUCAGGCACAUGUCGAUGUGUUGACAGCUGCCGAUGUAGAAUAUCUUCAUUUACUAUCACACCGUCGGGGGCAGAAGCCAGUCCCUUUCCUCACGGUCCUCGAUGAAGAUUUCGAAUACUGGUUCAAGAAGGACUCCUUGUGGCAGUCAGAGCGUUUAGAGGCCGUUGUUGGACAGGAUGUCGGCCGCGUGUGCAUUUUGCAUGGGCCAGUGGCCGCUCAGUACACAAAAACAGUGGAUGAGCCAGUGAAAAGCAUUUUAGAUGAUAUUCACAACACACACGUCGCGUGGAUUCUCCGCGAUCAGUAUGUGGACGAUCUCGCACGAAUCCCCUCGGCAGCAAAAAAACGCAAGAACCAACCAUAUUGGCCUGUCGCGGGGGUUCAUAUGUCUCCAGAUCAAGACGGAAAGACUAUCAGGUAUUAUGUCUCCGAAAACCCGGCAGACCUGCCAUCACCGGAAGUCUGGCUGCGAUUACUGGCCGAUGCCACUACUGCACCAUGGUGCCAUGCUGUUCUCACCGAGAAGAACAUUGUUCAGGGUAGAAUCCUCGCAUUCAAUCCUCUAUUGCGACUCUUUACUGUCAAACCAGGACUGGUUGCCGAAAUUCGGAAUCCACAAGCUCCGAAUGAGGCCGAGAUCAUUCUCAAGGAAAUCGAAAGGGAUGGACGCGGCAGAGAGCACGUGUUGGCAAUCGCCUCUCUUCGCUGUAGCCAUGAGGGCCUGAUUACUUUGACCCUCUCCGAUCAGACCGUGGAUGGUCGAGCGCCAGCACACUUGGUCUUUCGAUUUCAAUUCCAACCACGCGGUGGGGCUCCCAGCAUCCAUGAGUUGAUGCCUAAUCGCAACCAGAGAAUUCAGCAAUUCUAUCGCUCAAUCUGGAUUGGGGGUCAGCAAAUGCCAUCUACCCCUGAAUUUGUGUUCCGGGGUGAAGAUCUUGUCUUAGACCGAGAUGUGAUUCGCCGAUUUGCCAGGAGUUUAUCUAAUCGGAGUCCAGUCUAUAAUAGCUCUUGCUUCCAGGGGUUACUGGUAGCACCACUGGAUCUGGCCAUUGCGGUAGCUUGGAAACCCAUCAUGAGCUGCCUGUUCCCAGAUGUGGUCUCGGGUGAUAUGCUCCGACUACUCCAUCUAAGCAAUGGAUUCGAGCUUUGCGACGGAGCUACGCCAUUGCAAGAAGGAGAUCAUGUUUGGUCAGAUGGCCGACUUACAGCAGUGACCGUUAAGAAAGGAUCUAGCAAAGUCGUGGAGGCGGAGGGAACUAUCUAUCGCCAAGACAAGCCUGUAAUACGCUUGAAAAGCAAGUUCAUUAUGCUUGGAUCCUAUACUGAUUCUGGACCGACGUUUGAGACCAAGGAGGACAAAUGGCGUCUUCCGCUAGUCAUGAGAAAGGAUGUCGCUCUGCUUCAAUCGAGAACGUGGUUUCGUCCUGAAGGGAAGAUCGAUCUGCUGGACUAUCUCCACCACACGGUUGAGAUCCAGACCACGAGCCGCACAUGGUUUAGAGAUGCCGAAUCCACCCCAAAACUGAAGGUUGAGGGACGGGUUAUCUGGCAGUCUGAUUCACUAUCAGAGUCGGUGGUUCUUGGGUCGAUUUGCUUCUCCGAUGCUGCCCCUUCUGCCCGAAACCCUGUAACGGAAUACUUGCAAAGACAUGGGACCUCUAACACUGGGGAUAACUUUAUCUUUGAUGCCCCUCGGCCUCUCGUCCAGGAUCUGACUUUCACCGCUCCUGAUUCCGGCUGCGAAUAUGCCCGAGAAUCUGGCGACUGCAACCCCAUCCAUCUAUCCUGUCUCUUUGCUCGCUACGCGGGCCAUGAUACGCGAGUUACACAUGGCAUGUUUACCAGCGGAUAUGUGCGUGGUCUGAUCGCAUCCCAUUUGGCGCGCGGCGAUGAAACCCGUGUUCGAUCGUGGUCGUGCACUUUCGAUGACAAGGUCUGCCCCGGGGAUAAACUAUCGAUUGAAUUAAAGCACGUCGGGAUGUCUGGAGGCAAGAUGUUAAUAGCCGCGCAGGUGCAAAAUGUUCUCACUGGGGUCAAAGUCCUUUCCGGUCAGGCAAGCAUUGUCCAACCAACAACGGCAUAUAUCUUUACAGGACAAGGUAGCCAGCAAUUAGGCAUGGGCAUGAUUUUGCACGAGAGCAGUCCGACGGCGCGGCAAAUUUGGACAGCAGCCGAUGAGUUUUUUGAGAAUACAUAUGGAUUUUCCAUUACACAUAUUGUUCGCAACAACCCAAAAGAGCUGACGGUUUAUUUCGGUGGAGCUCGUGGCCGUGCUAUUCGAGAGAACUACAUGUCCUUGACUUUCGAUGCGGUGGAUGACGAUGGUACGACCAAAUGCAAGCCCAUCUUCCCCAGCGUCAACCGGACCAGUCGCUCCCACCGCUUUGUAUCGGUCGAUGGUCUGCUCCAUGAAACCCAGUUUACACAGCCGGCGCUCGCGCUGAUGGAAAUUGCGCGAUUUGAAGACAUGCGGAGUCGAGGGGUAGUUGAAGACGCGAGCCUCUUUGCCGGGCACUCUCUCGGUGAAUAUGUGGCCCUCACAGUCAUGGGACGUGUCUUCUCGGUGCAGAAGGUCGCUGGCUUGGUCUUUUACCGGGGUCUCAGUAUGCAGAAUGCAGUUCAACAGGACUCGCAUGGGGCUACCCAGUACUCCAUGUGUGCCGUCAACCCCACCCGGGUGUCUAAAAGCUUUGGCCAGGACGACCUGAGUUGGUGUGUAGCAGAGAUCGCUCGACAAGCUAAGGGGUUGUUGGAGAUUGUAAACUACAAUGUUCUCAGCCUGCAAUAUGUGUGUGCUGGUGAUCUUCGGGGAUUAGCAACCCUUACAGAACUCAUGAACGCCCUGGCGUCUCGAUCGUUGGGGACGCUAUCCAAACCCGCUAUGCAGCGCUUCAUCCAACACUCCUUGGCAGGACUAGAUGGUUGCACCGGGCCAGUGAUUCUCAAACGGGGUCAAGCUACUAUCCCUCUUAAAGUGAACGUGCCAUUCCACAGCAGUCUGCUCCGACCUGGCGUACCGUCUUUCCGACGGUUCUUGAGUCGCAAUCUGGCGGAAUCUUCUAUCCAACCCCAACAACUGGUUGGUAAAUACAUUCCCAAUCUCACUGCCAAACCGUUUGAACUUUCCAAGGCCUACGUGGAAAGUGUGCUGGCGCUGACUGAGAGUCCGGUCUUGGAGCAUCUCUUAUACAAAUGGGAAUCCAUGGAGAAUGGAGAAUGUGAUGAACGAGAUUUGUUUCCUUGGUAG